Messenger RNA from Naegleria fowleri, 1632 nucleotides. RefSeq lists its product as uncharacterized. Lineage: Eukaryota; Heterolobosea; Eutetramitea; Acrasida; Naegleriidae. The coding region runs from base 1 to 1632 and encodes 543 amino acids. The transcript has 4 exons. The record is from RefSeq and is a predicted model, not a curated record.
AUGGGACAACCCCAAAGCAAUGGACAAAACGCUACUCUCCUCACAUGUGGCCACAACCACGGAGGUCAAUGUAUCACCGAUGACUUUGUCGAUGUCUUUCAACUGCACAAAGUCAAACUACCCUUUCCAGAUUGGGUCGAGACUGGCAAUGCUCUCACCCGAACCAAAGUUAAGAAAGCCAUUCGUAUCAAGAAAGUCAGCUGUGGAGCCUCUCAUCUUCUUCUCCUCACGAACCGACUCAAUGAAGUCUUUGUGGUCGGAAAGAACACUGAAUUUCAACUCGGACUCUCCCACAACAAACCAGUGAAGGAUUUAACUAAACUUGAUACGAAUCGCUUUUUGCAACGCGGAGAGAAGAUUUAUGAUUUGUAUGGAGGAACUCUAGUUUCAUAUUUGAUUGCUAGAAAAAUCAAUAAUAGUAAUGAUCAUCCUCAUUCAGGCUCAGGUUCUUCAUCUUCUUUGAGUAAUGUAUCAUCAUCCUCGGGUUCCACGAUGAAUGAUUGUGGGGAUUCCAUCUAUUUGUGCGGCACUCCACCUUUACAGAAUUUAUAUGCUCAUGCCUCUCAUGUGAGUGUCGUCGGUAGUGGAGAUGGCAGUCCGGGACUUGUUGGUGCUGGCAGUACGAGUAGCCUCAGUAGUAGUGGUGGUGCUGGUUCUGCGAGUGUUGGUGGUGCUGGUGCUACUAUGACAGGCUCAUCUAAUUUAGCCUCUUCAUCGGCUCAGCCCAUUACCAAUUUUACUUUUACUCGUUGGACACCCGAAGAAGGAUGGAAACGGAAUUUCAAAGUGAAAUGUUUUGAUUGUUCCAAAGUCGGAGAUGAUCAUUGUAUUGUGGUGAAUCAAUUUAAUCAAAUUUUUGGAAGAGGAUCGAAUGCUUAUCAUCAAUAUGGACGAAAUUUGGAGGGUCAGAGUUUUGCCAAGCUUACAGAAAUUAAAUUGAGAGGAUACGAACAUCAGCCACCCAAUGUGAAACUUGUUGCUUGUGGAGGGUAUCACAGCGUCAUUGUUUUGCAUAAUAAUGAAUAUUUUUGCUCUGGACUAAAUUGCCACGGUCAACUAGGAUAUGAUGUAGACUCAACAAUUUUCGAUUUUGCACAACCAAAGGACCUUCCUUUUGCAGGUCGAGAAAUUACCAAUGUUGCCCUUGGAUUGUAUCAUACAGUAGUGGUCGUUGAUCAUUGCGACAUUUUUGUGUGUGGUGAUGGAAGAUAUGGCCAAUUAGGAAACGGUGAAAACAAAUCAGUCAAUUCAACCUUUAUACGUCUGAAACUUGAGGCAAUUUCUCCAGUCACUGGAAACUUUAUCAAACAUAUUAAUACCUUUGUGACGGGCUUGUCAUGUGGACUGACACAUACAGUGAUAAUAACGAGUGACCGAAAGGUGUGGAGAUGUGGAGGAAAUGAUUUUGGACAAAUUUUUCUUCCCAAUGAUCUCCAAACAUGCAGUUUUCGUGUCGUUUUUGAACCUCGAUGUGAAAUCAAUCAAGUCUCUUGUGGAGGAAAAUUCACAGCCCUCUAUCUUCAAAAGAAGGUCAAUUUUUAUGAAUACAACAUUGAGAGACACAUGAACAUUUUCCAAGACAAGCAAAAUAUGGCAGAAUACUAUGACCUGAGUAUUCAAUGUUUGAAAUAA